Aptenodytes forsteri (emperor penguin) is the source of this 6501-nucleotide messenger RNA. RefSeq names its product protein eyes shut homolog. Gene Ontology annotation, molecular function: Notch binding; calcium ion binding. NCBI's taxonomy places the organism in Eukaryota, Metazoa, Chordata, Aves, Sphenisciformes, Spheniscidae. Gene Ontology annotation, biological process: Notch signaling pathway. The record is from RefSeq and is a predicted model, not a curated record.
AUGACUACAAAAUCAGCAGUCUGCAUGUUAGCAUGCUUUCUUCAACUAUGCAUAGUAAAUGGGCAGGUAAUAUGUGAGAGGCAAAUGACUGCUGAAUGGCGAAUGGAACCAAAACCUACUGCAAUAAAAUGGACACCAAGGGAAAACAUCUGCUCAGACUUUUAUACCGAAUGCUGGAAUAUGAAUAAAAGUAUUGCUGGGGAAAUCUCAGAAGAACAAAAUCUCAGUAUCCCUCAGAUAUGCCCCUUACAGCUUCAAUUAGGUGAUAGUCUCUUCAUCUCAUCUGAGCCAUCCUUUCAGUCCUACGGAAUGAAUUUGGUAAAUGUCUCCAAGGAACGAUUUAUUAACUGCCCUAAAGCUGGUUUUCUUCAAAAGCAGUUGAUUUUUGUUUGCCAGAUAAGAGGACUGCACCAAGUUGACCCUAAAUGGCUUGGUGUUGGAACUCAUUACUUUGCAGAGCUUCAUAAGAGAGGCCCGCCAUUGUGCAACAUGGGCCUUCGUCUGAACGUAACCGUGAAGCAGCAGUUUUGCCAACAGUCUCCAAAUGCACCAUUAUGCUCUGGGCAUGGAAAAUGUCUAAGCCAUGUUUGGGAAAAAGCAUAUAAUUGCCAUUGCUUCUCACAGUAUUCUGGAAGAUUCUGCCAGAAGUUUGAUAUGUGCUCCACUAAACCUUGCCACAACAAUGCCUCCUGCACUGAGAAAUCAGGACUUUCUGGAGAUUCUUACGAAUGCACAUGUCCUCCAAAAUUUUCAGGUAAAAAUUGUACAGAAAUAGUUGGACAGUGCCAGCCACAGACGUGUUUCAAUGGUAACUGCAGCAAUGUUACUCCAAACACUUUUCUUUGUGAAUGUGACAACAGCUUUACAGGUCCAUUUUGUGAGGAACCUGCUGAUCCUUGUGCAUCUCAGCCAUGCUUGAAUGGGGGCAUAUGCCAAUAUAAUCAGUCUGGCUAUGUUUGUGAUUGUCCUGCUGGUUUUCUCGGUCACAGUUGUGAAAUUGAUAUCAAUGAAUGUUCUUCAAGGCCAUGUCAGAACAGAGGUACAUGUAUCGAUUUGCCAAAUGAUGUGGCAUGUAUCUGCCUGCCAAUAUUCACUGGCAAGUUCUGUGAGAGAAUACUGAAUCCAUGUGAAUUGUUGCCUUGCUUAAAUAAUGCGACUUGUGUAGCUCAACCCCAAACCCCCCCCUGCCGCUGCAUGCCAGGAUUCACUGGAAAGAACUGUGAGGAAGUAAUUGACUACUGCAGGCUGCUCAGCAUCAACUGUCUGAAUGAAGGAUUGUGUCUUAAUAUAAUUGGAGGAUUCACUUGUCUCUGUGCACCUGGAUGGACAGGAGAAUUUUGCCAAUUUGCUGAAAAUGCAUGUUUAAUUUACCCAAAUAAUUGUUCUGAUGGAGCAACCUGCAUUGAUAUGAGCCAGCUGAGAGAGCAACCUUUAUUUCAGUGUUUGUGUCCUCAUGAUUUCACAGGAGAAUUCUGCGAGGUGCAAAUUGAUAACUGUGGUUCCAAUUCAUGUGAAAAUGGAGGAACAUGUGUUGACUAUGAAGAUCAUUUUAAGUGCACUUGCCCUAUAGGUUUUGAAGGUGAAAGAUGUGAACUGGAUAUUGACGCCUGCCUAUUCUACAAUACAAGCUGUGCCCCAGGAGCACUGUGUAUGGAUAAAUCUCAUGGAUUUAAUUACACGUGUUUAUCACCAUGUGUUGGAAACACAGAGGUAUGUGCAAAUGGAGGUAGCUGUUUCUAUGAUGAAGAAAACCAGAGAUCUCACUGUGUCUGUGCUCUUGGAUGGACAGGACAAACAUGCCUGGAGAAUAUUAAUGACUGUGAGGUAAACCAGUGCCAACAUGGUGCCACAUGUGAAGAUGAAAUUAAUAAAUACAGGUGCAUAUGUCCCCUUGGUUACACUGGCACAUUUUGUGAACUUGAUAUAGACAAUUGCAUUGGAAACCAGUGCUCUGAAUAUGGUUUCUGCCAGGACCACUUGCAUAAUUACAGCUGUAACUGUGUGCCUGGAUAUGAAGGACCCUUCUGUGAAGUUGAAAUUAAUGAAUGCUCAAGUUCACCUUGCAAAAAUGGAGCUACCUGUAUGGAUUUAAUUGGCCACUUUUCAUGUCAUUGUGCUGCUGGGUUCAAAGGAGAAACAUGUUCUGUUCGCAUGAAUGAGUGUCUAGACAGACCCUGUUGGAACAGAGGAACCUGUGAAGAGGAGAUAAAUGGCUUCAAAUGCAAUUGCCCCUUUGGAUUUGAAGGUCUGAACUGUGAAAUCAACUUUGAUGAGUGCUCUUAUGGCUUCUGUAAAAGCAAUUCAACUUGUUUAGACCUGGUUGCAGACUACAGUUGUGUUUGUCCUCCAGGAUUCACUGACAAAAACUGUUCCACGGGUAUUGAUGAAUGUUCCUUCAAGCCCUGCAAAAAUGGAGGCCAUUGCCAUGAUUUGACUGGUGAAUUUUACUGUAGCUGUUUGCCAGGUUUUACUGGUCAGUUUUGUGAAGCAGAAGUUGCUGCCUGCCUGUCACAACCGUGUGGAGCCUCCAGCAUCUGUAAAGACAUAUUGGGUGGCUAUCUUUGUUUCUGUGCACCUGGUUUUAUAGGUAACAACUGUGAGAUUGAGGUGGAUGAGUGUCUUAGUGACCCUUGUCACAAUGGAGCUACUUGUGUUGAUCAUCUGAAUGCCUUCAGUUGUGUUUGUCAGGAUGGAUUUCAAGGCACAACUUGUGAAGCAAAUAUAAAUGAAUGUCACUCUUCUCCAUGUCUUCAUAAUGCAUCAUGUGCAGAUCUUAUUGGUGGCUACGAAUGUGUCUGUCUACCUGGCUUUACUGGUGCAAGAUGUGAAACAGAUAUAGAUGAGUGCGCUUCAUUUCCCUGCAAGAAUGGAGCCACCUGCAUUGACCAACCUGGUAAUUACUUCUGCCAAUGUGUGGCUCCGUUUAAAGGUUUGAACUGUGAGUUUAGGCCUUGUGAGGCCAGCAAUCCCUGUGAGAAUGGAGCUGUGUGCAUAGAAGAAAUGAAUUUGGAUGUUUUUCCCCUUGGAUUCUACUGCCAGUGUGUGAAGGGCUUUGCAGGUCCACGUUGUGAGAUCAAUGUCAAUGAGUGCAGUUCUAACCCUUGCCUCCACGGAUACUGCUAUGACAUUGUCGAUGGCUUCUAUUGUUUGUGCAACCCAGGAUAUGCAGGACUGAAAUGUGACCAGGACAUCGAUGACUGCAUAAUCAAUGCUUGUGAACACAAUUCUACAUGUGUUGAUCUACAUCUGAGAUACCAAUGUGUUUGCUUGCCUGGAUGGGAAGGAACAUUUUGUGAAUACGAAUCAAAUGAAUGUAAUUCAGAGCCUUGUAAAAAUAAUGGCACCUGUAUGGAUCUUUUCAACAGCUAUCGAUGCACGUGUGCAGCAGGAUGGACAGGGGCAGACUGCAGUGAAGAUAUAAAUGAAUGUGAUUCUGAACCAUGCUUGAAUGGAGCCACCUGUUACGAAUCUGUUAAGCAGGGACAGUUUGUAUGCAUUUGUCCUCCAUUUUAUACUGGUGACUUCUGCCAUCAGCGCUUCAGUCCCUGUGAGCUGCCUUACAAUCCAUGCAUAAACAAUUCGACCUGCUUGGCACAAGUCGAUGGAAAUCCAAUGUGUGUUUGCAAAACAGGAUUUGAAGGUACUUACUGUGAAGUUAACAGUGAUGAGUGCAUCUCCCAUCCAUGCCAGAAUGAAGGUCUCUGUGUGGACGGGGUUAACCAUUACAGGUGCUCCUGCCAGCACGGCUUUACUGGGACACUAUGUGAAGUGGAGAUUAAUGAAUGCUUAUCAAGACCCUGCAAAAACAAUGGAACUUGCCUGGAUCUCGUAAACAGAUUCAUCUGUAGUUGUGAACCUGGAUACUACGGGUCUCUGUGUGAGAUGGAUGUAAAUGAGUGCGAAACUUUGCCUUGCUUGCAUGGAGGAAGUUGCAUCAACAGGCUUGGAGGCUAUCAGUGUUUCUGUCCCCCUGGAUUCACAGGUGAUAGAUGUGAAGUAAAUAUAGAUGAAUGUAUAUCUACUCCUUGCCUCAACAAUGGGAGUUGCAUUGAUGACAUCAGUUCCUAUAAGUGUCACUGUAGGAGAGGUUUUACUGGAACAAACUGCGAGAUAAAUGUUAACGAAUGCUUGCCAGAUCCUUGUCUUCAUGGAAGAUGUAUAGAUCUCAUUGAUGGAUAUCAAUGCUCUUGUGACUCAGGAUGGACCAGCUCAAGAUGUGAGAUAAAUAUUAAUGAAUGUGAAUCUGCGCCCUGCAUUAACAGAGGUUCUUGUCAAGAUGCGGUCAAUGCAUUUGUUUGUACUUGCCUGAGUGGGUACACUGGCAGGUUUUGUGAAGUUGAUGUUGAUGUUUGCAGUGAGCCCACGCUGAACUCAGUUCUCUGUUACAAUGGAGGUGUAUGUGUUGAUGGACCUGGAACAACUUUUCAUUGCAGGUGUCUUGCUGGAUUUUCUGGACAGUUUUGUGAAAUAGAAGUUAAUGAGUGUAAUUCAUCACCUUGUCUACAUGGCUCAACCUGUGAAGAUCAUAUCAAUGGCUACACUUGUAAAUGUCAACAAGGAUGGGAAGGCCUCCAUUGUGAGUUGGAUGUUGAUGAGUGCAUAUCCAACCCCUGCAUACAUGGUAUCUGUGUUCAGAAGGACCCCAGCUUUGGUUAUUCCUGUUUUUGCAAGCCUGGAUUUGUGGGACGAAGCUGUGAGCUUAAUUACAAUGAUUGCCUUAUACAGUCCUGCUCCACUGGGUUUCUUUGUGUUGAUGGAAUAAACAAUAUCACCUGUUUACCUACUAUCCCCCAAAGCAAGAAAACUGUCACUGAAUUGGCUGAAGAGUUUCCUGCUGAGACUUUAGACAAUGACUUUCUGUCAGCCCGUGUGGCUUUGGAACUUUGGUCUAAACAUGCUUCUCCUGAUUUUCAUACAGGAGAGGUGUCCCAAGAUUUUAGUUAUGCUCGCUAUUAUGGUGAUUCUUACCUGGAAUUUCAAGGCUUGCAUUUGAACAUGCAAAACUUCAUCCACUUGGAAUUUAAGACCUAUAAUCCUCAUGGACUCCUCCUGUAUAUUGAACAGAGCCCAGAAACAACAGGACAUUUUUUAAUUCAGCUUUUCAUUAAACAUGGCACCUUACAGUACCAGUUUUUAUGUGAUGAAGCAGCAGAAGUCAAAAACAUCACUACUACUGCUAGAGUGGAUGAUGGACACUGGCAUGAAGUGCAAAUUAGGCAAGGCAUGGUACCAUGUGAAGCAGAAAUGUCAAUCCUGGGGAUAUCUGCAGAGGCAAAUAUGCCUAGCAAUUUCUGGUCCAGUUCAUAUUGGCCUGAAACAGGAUCCAUAUUUGUUGGUGGUUUGCCUCAUCAUUAUGCAAUAAAACAGAUACCUGGACCUGUCUACAAUUUCACUGGCUGUAUACAAGUCAUAGAAAUCAAUAAUUUGGGACCUUUCAACAUCUCUAAUGCUGUGGGAAGAAAUAAUGUUGACAAUUGCAGGAUUCCUGUAACCACACAUCUGUCAACAGCAUUCCCUAUGGUUUCUUCUGAUGUGCCUGAGUUGCCUGAGCCUGUUGUGCCCUCUCAGAUUUCCCCCAAAUUGCCAUCUGUAUGCCAGGAAGGACUGUGCCAUAACGGAGGGACUUGUCAUCCUCUCUCUCUGCCUACUGGGGCCACCUCGUUUCGGUGCGACUGCCCACUACACUUCACUGGUCGAUUCUGUGAAAAAGACACAGCACUGUUUUUUCCAUCCUUCACUGGAAAUUCUUAUUUGGAACUACCUUCUCUGACAUCUGUAUCUGACACCAGGACUGCAUCUGGGCAGGAAACAAGCAAUCUGACAACUCUGUACUUGACAGUGAAAACAACUGCUCUAAAUGGCACAAUUCUUUACACUAGUGAAAGGAAUUUUGGAGAACAGUUUCUUCACUUGUAUCUUGUGGAGGGAAGACCAACAGUUCGAUUCAGCUGUGGAAACUCUCAGAACAUUCUGACUGUAUCCGUCAAUCAAUCCAUUAGCAAGGGUAUACCCGUCCCUAUCACAAUAAGCUAUAUGUUGCCUGUGAGCAGUCCUAAAGGUUACUGUAUGAUUGAAAUGGCUGCAGAUGGAAAUCCUCCUGUACAACACAGACUUUCUCUCUCAUAUCGAGCAUCUCAGAUCACCUUUGGAUCAAUCUUCCUUGGAAAUGUUCCUGUUCAUGAAGAGGUUCAUCGAUGUGCUGGGCAGAUACAUGGCUAUAAAGGAUGCGUUAGGGAUUUUCAAGUUAACAACAAAGAGUUGUUCAUCAUAGAUGAGGCUCUUGGAGGAAGGAAUGUUGAGAACUGCAAUGUUCCGAUAUGUGAUUAUCACCCAUGUCGCAAUGGUGGGACCUGCACUAGGCCUUCUACCCUCACCCAUCUUCAUGGUGUGCUCCUGGGUACACGGCAGAGGCCUUCAUCUUCAUGCUAUGAAAACAGUAACAAGUCGGUCAGCACCUUCAGCAUGUGUGAAGAAGUAUUGUUAGAGAACUUUGAAAGUUAA